This is a messenger RNA of Bactrocera tryoni, 1106 nucleotides long. Its product is annotated as regucalcin-like. Gene Ontology annotation, biological process: L-ascorbic acid biosynthetic process. NCBI's taxonomy places the organism in Eukaryota, Metazoa, Arthropoda, Insecta, Diptera, Tephritidae. The coding region runs from base 56 to 952 and encodes 298 amino acids. The transcript has 4 exons. The record is from RefSeq and is a predicted model, not a curated record. Gene Ontology annotation, molecular function: gluconolactonase activity; calcium ion binding.
AUACUUUCCGGCAAUUAAGUGGUUUAUUUGUAGCCUAUAAAAUAAUAUUGAUAAGAUGUCUUACAAAGUGGAACAACUACGUGACUCUUAUGCAUAUCUCGGUGAAGGACCCCAUUGGGAUAUUGAAACACAAAGUCUUUACUUUGUCGAUAUUGCAGGUGGCAAAUUGCUACGUUAUGAUUACAAAGAGAAUAAAACCUACGGCGCUAAGGUAGAGAAUGAGGAACACACUUCCUUCGUUAUACCAGUCGAAGGCGAGAUUGGCAAAUUUGCUGUAGGUUGUGGAUGUCGUGUGGUUAUCGUGGCUUGGGAUGGUGUGGCACCUAUUGCGAAGGUGGAACGUAUUGCUUAUACUCUGCAACAAGGCGACGAAGUGUGUAAACAUCGUUUUAACGAUGGUAAAGCCGAUCCACGUGGUCGCCUCUUAGUUGGUAGCAUGUAUCUUGAAAAUAAUGUGAAGAAACCAUUUGGUGAAUUGUAUCGACUUGAAAAGGGGCAGCCAAUGGCAGUUUUAAGGUCUGGAGUAACUAUUUCAAACGGCUUGACAUGGAACGAGAAAACUAACAAAUUCUAUUAUAUCGACUCAAAUGACUAUGAAGUUACCGAGUAUGAUUAUGAUUUGGAUACGGGAGCGAUCAGUAACCCUAAAGUAGUCUUCAAGCAUGCCGAACAUAUGCCCGAUGGCAUGACUAUUGAUACGGAGGGAAAUAUUUAUAUUGCCACGUUUAACGGUCAUACGGUCUAUAAAGUUAAUCCCAGCACUCAAGAAAUUUUGCUGGCAAUUAAAUUGCCCACGAAGCAGAUAACUUCUGUGGCUUUUGGUGGACCAGAUUUGGAUAUUUUAUAUGUAACUACCGCGGAGUAUGUCGAUCAACCUGCUCCAGCUGGAUUUACAUUUAAGGUUACUGGUUUGGGUGCUAAAGGAUUACCAAUGAGGAAAGUAACAAUUUAAGGCACAAAAUGAUGAUGUGCGAGAUGUGUACAAAAUGUAACGGGAAUUUUCGUUUUAUGAGAAAAAUAUUUGUUGAUUCAUGUAUAUUAAUUUCGUCACUUCCAAACAGUCCUAAUUGGAGUAGAUACCUAAAAUAAAGAACUUUAAAGUAAAA